Teleopsis dalmanni is the source of this 1521-nucleotide messenger RNA. Its product is annotated as cyclin-dependent kinase 9-like. The transcript has 4 exons. Gene Ontology annotation, cellular component: nucleus. The coding region runs from base 111 to 1412 and encodes 433 amino acids. The record is from RefSeq and is a predicted model, not a curated record. Gene Ontology annotation, biological process: protein phosphorylation. Gene Ontology annotation, molecular function: ATP binding; cyclin-dependent protein serine/threonine kinase activity. NCBI's taxonomy places the organism in Eukaryota, Metazoa, Arthropoda, Insecta, Diptera, Diopsidae.
CAGCAGAGCCUUUCAACGCAGUGUGCUCGCAAUUAUUUUCAGUUGAAAAUUAAGGUAACUUUCAAAUAUAAAUAAUACUACGAAAAAUUGCAACCCUUAAGUGGACAAACAUGGCUUCCACAGGAGCAUCGCUGCUACAUAUGUUGACAACAAAUCACACAUGUUGUACUAUUGAGCGUAUAACAAUUUCAACAAAUGGUGUAAAAAUGUCUUCGUCAUCGACGUCAAUGAUAGCACCAGUAGGAUCAAUAUCCAGCAGUGGAUCUACUGGAAGUUCCUCGCGUACAUUGUCUCUUUUGGAUAAACAAAAAUUUAUUGAAGAAUAUGACUUUGCAUAUUGUGAUGAAUCCUCUAAAUAUGAAAAGGUGGCCAAAAUUGGACAGGGGACAUUUGGAGAGGUUUUCAAGGCACGUGAGAAGAAAAGUAAUAAAAAAUUCGUUGCAAUGAAAAAAGUGCUAAUGGAGAAUGAAAAAGAAGGUUUCCCAAUCACCGCAUUGCGUGAAAUUAGAAUAUUACAAUUGCUAAAACAUGAAAAUGUGGUGAAUUUGAUAGAAAUAUGCCGUACAAAAGCAACUGCCAAUAAUGGAUAUCGUUCCACAUUUUAUUUGGUCUUUGAUUUUUGUGAACACGAUUUAGCCGGCCUGCUGUCAAAUAUGAACGUAAAGUUCAGUUUGGGUGAAAUAAAGAAAGUGAUGCAGCAAUUGCUAAAUGGCCUUUACUAUAUACACAGCAACAAGAUCUUACAUCGUGAUAUGAAGGCGGCAAACGUGUUAAUAACAAAACAUGGCGUACUAAAGUUAGCUGAUUUUGGAUUAGCGCGAGCAUUCAGUAUACCAAAGAAUGAUACUAAAAAUCGUUACACAAAUCGUGUGGUUACACUCUGGUAUCGCCCUCCCGAAUUGCUAUUAGGUGAUCGAAAUUAUGGACCUCCAGUUGAUAUGUGGGGCGCAGGUUGCAUAAUGGCUGAAAUGUGGACACGUUCUCCAAUUAUGCAAGGAAAUACAGAACAGCAACAACUAAACUUUAUUUCGCAAUUAUGUGGCUCGUUUACACCCGAUGUAUGGCCAGGAGUUGAGGAAUUAGAACUGUACAAGACUGUAGAACUACUAAAGAAUCAAAAACGAAGGGUUAAAGAACGUUUACGUCCUUAUGUUAAAGACUUAAAUGGGUGUGAUCUACUGGAUAAACUCUUAACACUUGAUCCAAAAAAGAGAAUAGAUGCAGACACAGCUUUAAACCAUGAUUUUUUUUGGACUGAUCCAAUGCCUAGUGAUUUAAGUAAAAUGUUGUCGCAACAUCUACAGAGCAUGUUUGAAUAUUUGGCACAACCUCGACGUAGUAACCGUAUGCCUUACCAUCAACCAAUAAAUAAUAAGCCUCAAGAUAAUAGUCUCAUAGAUAGAGUAUGGUAGAUUUAGAACUUAGUUCAUAGGUAUAAGUUUAAUUAAUAUGUUAAGUAUUUUAACAUUUGCAUAUAUUGUAUUGAAACAUAUUUUUAAUAUAUUAAAUAUUUUAUUAUGU